AUGAAGAGCCAUUCGGUGAUUUUUAUCGACAACCAGUGGUCAGAAGAUUACCCUGGGAAAAACAAAUACUCCAACAAUAGUUUUAUAGGAUGCCUUGUUAACUAUUUUACUGUGCCGCCAUGGGUUUUGCCGAAACGAAUCGCGUUGGCAUUCAUGCCACCUAUUCUAGGAGACAAGUCUAGACGAGUGUAUGUGGACUUUGUCGGACCGUGUCUUGCGAUUUUGACUCUAGCUGCUAUCUUGCACUAUGGACAUUCAUACAAAGUGCAAUCUGCAGCUUUAAAUACAAGCCCUACUGAAAUUUUGCUUUAUUAUUGCGCUAUUUUUCCUCUGAUUACGUUUGUUUUGGCUAAAUUAGGCCGUGCCACCCUUGGGUUCUUGGACAUAGCGUCUCUUCUCGGCUACGGUCUUUACGGUCACAUUUUUACGUUGGCCGUUUCACAACUGUUUGACCACGAAAGGAGCAACGGAGUGUUUUUCACCAAUCUGUUCGUGUUCGGAGGACUGAGUGGUCUUCGCAUUGCUCUCGUACUGUUAGCCUCCAUCCCUCGCCCAGCGUCUAGAUUACUAGUCUGCAGCACUGCCACCAUCGUUCAUCUAGUGUUUGUGAUUUUUGUCCACUUUGCUUACAUGCAUUCUACAUUUGUUUAUGGUUCUGGUACUGGUAAACACCAUAUAUGA
This is a messenger RNA of Macrosteles quadrilineatus (aster leafhopper), 681 nucleotides long. Its product is annotated as protein YIPF3-like. Lineage: Eukaryota; Metazoa; Arthropoda; Insecta; Hemiptera; Cicadellidae. The coding region runs from base 1 to 681 and encodes 226 amino acids. The transcript has a single exon. The record is from RefSeq and is a predicted model, not a curated record.